Candidula unifasciata is the source of this 492-nucleotide messenger RNA. The record is from the annotation of a GenBank genome assembly. NCBI's taxonomy places the organism in Eukaryota, Metazoa, Mollusca, Gastropoda, Stylommatophora, Geomitridae.
AUGCGAUGCACGCCACUUUUCAGGUACACUCUUAUCCAGAGACGAAUCGACGGCACCAUCAACUUCAACAGGCGAUGGUCGGAGUAUCAGCAUGGCUUUGGAAACCCUUACGGAGAACAAUGGCUCGGCAAUGAUCUGAUUCAUCUACUGACUAAGCAGGUGGACGGAGCAAAAGAGCAUUACAAGCUGACCAUUGGCGAGUUCACCGGCAACGCUGGAGACUCGUUCGCCUACCACAACAAAAUGGCUUUUAGCACUGAAGAUAUGGACAACGACUUACACGAGCGCCACUGUGCGGCAGAGAACAAGGCAGGCUGGUGGUACAACAGCUGUUUCUACAGCCAGCUCAAUGGCAUCUACCACACAGCCUGGUACUCACAGAGCCAGUCCAACUACCCUGACGGCAUUGUCUGGUUCACGCUGAAGGACAAUGAGUUCUACUCUCUGAGAAAAGUGGAGAUGAAGCUGAAGCCCAAUAAAUCUGCAGGAUGA